Molecule: messenger RNA, 3768 nt
Organism: Fusarium redolens
Lineage: Eukaryota; Fungi; Ascomycota; Sordariomycetes; Hypocreales; Nectriaceae
Exons: 3
Coding region: 110-3481 (1123 amino acids)
Biological process (GO): phosphorylation; phosphorelay signal transduction system
Molecular function (GO): phosphorelay sensor kinase activity; protein binding
Source: RefSeq, a predicted model, not a curated record
AGCCCAACGACAACAGGGGGAGCCUUCCGAUUGAUUAUCAUCAGUCCUUUCCUUGGGGGUUCCACGACCUGCCUCACUUCAGUAUCACCAUUUGGUUUGAUGACAGAAGAUGCCGGGUACCCAGAUGUCUGAAGAUAGGCGCGAGAAUGAGACUUCACGGUACGAUGAGUUGCUGCGCACAACAUGCAGGCCCCUCAAUCAGAUCAGCGCCGCGGGGCCUGAAAAGUCGCCGGAUUCUGUCCUCACAAGUCUCGCCCAGCUGGCGACUUGCCAGACCAGGACAGAGCGCUCACUUAUAUCACUAUUUGAUGAGACGAGGCAGUACAUAGUCGCCGAAGCAACUCCCUCCACGUCACUUAUAAAUAGCUCAUCGGUAGGCAACAGCGACGAUGAACUCUUGCUCUGUGGGACCUACAUCCCCCGCGCCGAUGGGGUCUGUCACUAUACGCUACGUGCUACUGAGGAGUCCCUGGAUGCUCCUGCUUCACAAGAAUUGCCGGUUAUCGUUGUCCAAGAUCUGGCCACUGACCCGAGGUUUGCAUCGAGUCCAUAUUGUCGUCCUGGUAGCUUCGCCAGGUUUUACGCCGCUGUGCCUAUACGGUCCCCCCGGGGCAUAAACAUUGGUGUCUUGUGCGUCAUGAACUCUACGCCUGGUGCUGACUGGGAAGAGAAGCACUCAAAUAUCCUGCGGGGACUGUCGCAAACAAUCAUGGAUCACCUCGAGGGUAAUCGGAUCAAGCAUUCCCUAAAACGCAGCACGGCAAUGAGUCUUGGUCUUCAGCGAUUCACUGAGAGAGGGUUAAUUCCACGCGAAGGUCCAGUUCAGAAUUCGCAUCUCGACACAGAUCAUCAUGUAAGCGAAAACAAAACGCAAGAAAAUCACGAAAAAAGCUCUGCUACACGCCGUAUACCCUUGGAUAUUCCGGACUACCAACGUCAGGAACAUACAACCCCAAAUCCAUUUCACAUAGCAGCCACCAUCAUCAAAGAAGCCCUUCAUGCAGACAACUGCGCCUUUUUCAGUGGAGAUUCUAGGGAUCUUCAUCUAGUUCACUCACCAGAAACAGAAAACCAGUACGACUUCUCCCUCGAUGGAUCUUGCCUUAGUCCGGGCGUCUACAGCAGUGGGAGUAUAAACGAAAGUCCAACGGCCAAAUUCCAACUUCCUUGCCAGCUACUUGGAUCAUCCAAUAGCCCUGGCUCUAAUUCCUUUAAAGACGUUGAUAAUAUUUCACAAGUCUUUUUAUCUCACAUGCUUCGAAAAUAUCCCGAAGGCUGCAUAUUUGACUUUAAUUCUCAGCAUGCUCAAGGUUCAUUCGCUCAUAAUACGAAACACUUCGGCUCGGCUUGUAGUCUACCAGAAGAACAACCAUUACCUCCCAGCACCUCUUCAAGAAAGGACCAAGAAAGUUACGAGCAACGGGAACUCCAAGAUGCCUUCAACGGAGCCCGAUACGUAGCUUUCAUCCCUAUCUGGGACCCCCUCAAGGGCAUGCUUUCCACCGGCGGCUUUGCAUGGGCAAAGGCACCUCGGCGCGAGCCUGACCGAGACAGCGAACUGUCGUUUUUCAGGGCCCUCGGAAUACUGGCGGCAUCAGAGGCCUUCCAGAUAGAAACCCUGGCGGCUGAUAAGGCCAAGUCGGACGUUCUAGGGUCGAUAUCUCACGAACUACGCUCGCCGCUCCACGGAAUCACGCUUGGUCUCGAACUGCUUAACGACUCUGGACUUGGUGCAGCGCAGCAGAACAUAGCUCACCUGAUCGGGACAUGCUGUCGUACUCUGCUUGAAACGACAGAGCAUCUGCUUGAUUUCUCAAAGGUCAAUCAAUCGGUGGGAUCAGAUACGAUCAACGACGAGCGUUCAGGGAGAUCCAAGUUCGGUAUUGUGCCCUCAAAUAGGGAACAGAUCAUGAAUAAAACGAUCCGCCUGGACCAGAUCGCUGAAGAUGUGGUGGAGAGUGUCUAUGCUGGUCACAGCUAUCAGCAUGCGUCGAUCGCUCACAUCUUCAGUCCUCCCAACAGCCGAAAGAGUGCUGAAGUUGGGGCUAUGCGACGCUUGGACUCUAUAGAGGCUGCAGAAGCAAAAGCUAUCGAUCAGAGGAACCGACGACAAGAUGGUGUUGUUUCCGUCUUUUUACUCUACGAUCCAACGCUUUCUUGGAGUUUCCAAACGCGGGCCGGUGCAGUCCGCCGAAUUAUCAUGAACCUCCUUGGAAACUCACUCAAGUACACCUCCCAGGGCUUCAUCAAGGUCACGAUGACUCAGUCUCAACCAGAAGAUGCAAUGAGCGCAGAACGGAUGAUCGAACUGGUUGUUGAAGAUACUGGUCGGGGGAUCAGCGAGGACUUUCUUCGCAAUAAUAUCUUCAAACCUUUCUCUCAAGAGGACCAGUUAUCCACCGGGACGGGGCUGGGGCUCAGUUUUGUGCAGAGGAUCACGUAUCAGCUUGGUGGCACAAUAUCUAUCAACAGUCAAGUUGAUGUUGGUACCAAAGUCACAGUCUCAAUACCCAUGCUACAAGGCACAAACUCUCCAGCAUCUGAAUAUGUGGCAUACGGGUCGCACUAUGAACAGGGCUCAUGUCAUGGUCUACGCGCCAGGUUGACCAGCCUACCUCAGAGCCACGGAGAAGCUCUUCAGCACGAGUCUAACACUUCCAACGCCCUGAUGAACGAGCUGUGCUUCGAGCACCUAUGCAUGGUACCGGACGCGGUACCAGAGACUGAACGGCUAGCUCCCGAUGUUGUUAUCGUGCAGGAUAGUUCAAUGAGCAACCCUUCAGAACUAGUUCACUCUUGGCCCGACGCACCGGUGCUGGUGGUAUGCAACAACGCACUUGUCGUUCAAAAAUAUGAAUCAGCACACGUAUUAACUGGUCGUACGAGAUUCCACGACUAUGUUGCGCAACCCCUCAGUCCGAACAAGCUGGAAAGGGCAGUCUCCAGAGCCAUCACCCUUUGGGCUGAGUCAGACGACAGUCCACAUACCGCAGGAACAAUACCAUUACCGACGCCAUCAGACACAGUGUCGUGCAGCCAACCACCGACACCCGGCCCCUCAGCCAUAGCGAGCCCCUUGGGCAGCCUCGUCCCAGCCCAAGACUACUUCCAGACCCCACAGUUCCUCCUAGUAGAAGAUAACCCCAUUAACCUCAAGAUGCUGACAUAUUUCAUGAGGAAACUCCAAAAGCCAUACCGCACCGCAGUGAACGGGCAGGAAGCGGUGGAUGCGCACAAAGAGACGCCGGGGCAGUUCAAGUAUGUACUCAUGGAUAUAUCAAUGCCAGUAAUGGACGGUCUAGAGGCUACGCGUCAGAUACGAGCGUUCGAGCGAUAUAAUGGAAUUGCUGCGUCGAAGAUCGUGGCCGUUACGGGGCUUGGAUCCGAGAGCACGCGGGACGAAGCAACACGAAGCGGUGUCGACGUUUUUAUUACAAAACCUGUCAAAUUGCGUGAGCUGGAAAUGGUUAUUAAUAGUUGAGGAGGAGCCUCGCUAGACAAGUGACAUGUUCCAGAACUUUGCCUAGGCUAACUCGACUACGCAGGAGGGGGAAAGCCAAGACAUGUCUGACGCUUGUUUCCAGCGGCCUGAGCGACGUGCAAGCACCUGGCAGCGAACAUGGCUCGAUGAUGAUGCACGUUACCAUGAAAGUAUGGUAGAAUUUUGAAAAGUCUUGCACUUUGCUAUAAACUCUCAGUCGUGCCGUAGAUCUAGGUAUAAUCAUUGAAAGAAAUCAUGAACAGUCCAACAUAGGCAAUGCAUAAAAG